GUGCUGCAGCGGAGCGGCGGAGGCCGCGGUGGUGGCGUGCUGCGCGUGGGGUAAGGGGUGUUGUCUCCCGGCGACCAGACGCGGACGACAUGGAAGUGAAAGAUGCAAAUUCUGCGCUGCUCUGUAACUAUGAGGUGUUCCAGUUACUAACGGAUCUGAAAGAGCAGCGUAAAGAGAGUGGAAAGAAUAAGCACAGUUCUGGGCAACAGAACUUGAAUACCAUCACCUAUGAAACAUUAAAAUACAUAUCAAAAACACCAUGCAGACACCAGAGUCCUGAGAUUGUCAGAGAAUUUCUCACAGCCAUGAAAAGCCACAAAUUGACCAAAGCAGAAAAGCUUCAGCUGGUGAAUCACAGGCCUGUGACUGCUGUUGAGAUCCAGCUGAUGGUGGAAGAGAGUGAAGAGCGGCUCACAGAAGAGCAGGUGGAGGCCCUUCUCCUCACAGUCACCAGCAUCCUGCCUGCAGGGCCUGAGACUGAGGAGAAGAAAGCCCCCAGUAACGAGGUGGCAAUGGAGGAAGAGGACCCAGCCUAGAAGAGCACACAACAGCUGGCCCAGGCCUUUGAUGCAGUUAGGGCCCAGCAGCCAUUUCCUGGACACUGAGAGAGUUGUUUAUUUGAUUUUACCCUGAUUUCAUGGUAGGUUGGGAGGAAAUCACAAAAAUAAGCUGACAAGAAGUAUGGAUGCCUCAGGGAAAAGAAAUGUGGUGAAGGCAGGCUGAGAGCAAAAGGGGAGGGCAGUGGAUGACCAGAUGCUCUAAGGUUGAGGUUCUUUAUGGCCUUGACCACAGCGGCCGUGAGGCCGAGCACACAGCUAGUACACUAUUCGUGUUGCCUUUGAUGAGCCAGGUUGUAAUGAAUUUCAUUGGCUUCCCCAGGAACUUCCUGGGGAAGGCACUCACAAUGCUAUUGAGAUGAGAGCCGACUUGCAAUUACAGAAAUCCAGUGUUGUGCCUGGAAGGUCCAGAGCAGCAAGUAGUUACUGUGAAGCUGGCUCAUCUCUCAGGAAAUUCCAAGAGUAAAGAUAAGAAAGAGUGAUAAGCGAAGAAUGGACUGGCCUAUGCUUCCCAGGGUCUGAGGAACCUUUCUCUCCUCUGUUGGCACAGGCGUGGUUGACUGGUGUACUAAUUUGUCUUACUAUACUAGGCCAUCUUAGUAGGCCAGCUCACUGAGCUCAGAGGAGGCACUGCAGACAGAGGCAGUCAAACAAAUGCAUGCUGGCUGACCUCUGACUACUUAUUUGUAUUUCCUGUCCUGAGAAACAGCUUCAUUGUCUACUUAGAGCCGGUGGUCAGCUUCCUGUACAUCCUUAAAUGUGGCACAGUUGUGUGGCUCUUAGGAAAAUGUGAAAAUCAGAGCUUGGUUAAUAACGAUUUGAAUUUAUGAUGCAAGAUUGCAUUAGCUAUUUAAAAUAUUAAAAGACCUUUUUUAAAUCAGACUUUGCAAAGUUUAGUAACACUACAUCUGAAAAUCCGACCUCCUACUUACACUGCUCUCUUGUUUGGGGAAGAAAAUACCCCAUAAACAUUAGUUUUCCUAGAGAUUGCUCAUUUUGUUGUGGAUUAUAUAUUCUUAGUGCUACUAUUACUUGAAUUACUUCUGACCUUGUAAUUCCCAGCUUAUUUCAAAUCACCCAUCUCCUCCCCCUUUCCCUGAUCUCAGCCUCGCCCACCUUGCCCUCUGAGGAACAGCUGGCAGCAAUGCUGAGGCAGCAGGAGGGUUUUGUUCCUAAAUCUCCCUUGAGUUUUGGGGAUUUGAUCAGAAGCCAUGGAUGGAUUUGUUGAGUCACAACGUGUGUCUGCACACAUGUUACAUGGUUUUUCUUGACAGAUUUAACAUUUAAAGCAGUUAAUUGCUACCAGGUGAUUGCCUACUAGUGACAUUUUACAAAUCCUGGAAGAGUUUAUAUUGUUGAGGAUUGAGAAAAAUAAAAUGAAAUCUGA
Dipodomys ordii (Ord's kangaroo rat) is the source of this 1944-nucleotide messenger RNA. It is a transcript of the gene Crcp, whose product is annotated as CGRP receptor component. The record is from RefSeq and is a predicted model, not a curated record. The coding region runs from base 90 to 536 and encodes 148 amino acids. Gene Ontology annotation, molecular function: nucleotide binding. Gene Ontology annotation, biological process: transcription initiation at RNA polymerase III promoter. The transcript has 6 exons. NCBI's taxonomy places the organism in Eukaryota, Metazoa, Chordata, Mammalia, Rodentia, Heteromyidae. Gene Ontology annotation, cellular component: RNA polymerase III complex.